AAAUGUUUAUUUACCCGUUUUAUAUCCCUUUCUGCAUGCAAAACCAUAGGGGGCUCUGGAGAAUCCGUGUAACAAGAGCAGCAGCAUUUUCUCAGGUGGUUCCAGUCCAGGCAGGCGGAUAUUUUUUUUGCUUUUGUCCUAUAAGCGCAAAAAAGGGGGAGAUUAUAAUUGUGGGUCCAACGCGCUGCUUCCAAAGUGUUGGAUCGCCCUGGCAGAUUCCCCAACUUGCGCGUUGUGCUGUUUUUGUGAGGUGACCCAUGGAGGAUAAAAAACCCACAGCUUCCCUUUUACAGAAGUGGUCAAGAGGGCCCCCUGAUGCCAUUCAGGUGGCAUCUGAGGGGACUGCUGUAAGCUUGCUCACAGCAGGCCAGACUCUGUGUGACCUUGAAAAGAGGCCACUGUCCUCAGCAGUCAAGAGAGAAGAGGGAAACAGGAAGUCCUACCUCCACUCGAUUCAACUUGAGCUCAAUGAAGCUGUGAAACUCCUUCCUGAGCCGACCUCAGUUAGUUCUCCUUUCCGCCCUUCUGGAAGCUCAAAGAACCUGCAACCGGAAGAUGCAGAUGAAUCCAUCUUGUCUGGAGGAGGACAGAAGCCCCCCAGGGAAGCCGCAAUACGCCUCAAAGAGGCGAAACCAUACGAAACCUCAGAAUUGGGAAAGAGUGGCCUGCCUUCUUGGAUGUCUGCCUGGGACACUGCUGGGGUUUGCUCCCAGACUGGCGGCCCCUGCAGUGGUAGUGCUCCCUUUGGGCCGAGGCCCCUUUGGGUGAGAAGAGAUCCAGGGGUGGAUUUGGGGGGUGAUGCGAGCCAAGACAUUUGUGUGACCUGCCUCACCAGACAGAGCAGAGAGAAGGAAAACUGGAAUGGCAAUUGGAGGCGAAGGGAAGUAGGCCCAGGGACUAAUUGGGGAGAUGGGUACUUUGUGGGGACAACAGACACCCGAACCCCGGACUGCCCCUUUUUAUUCCCGGUGGAGGAAUUCGUGCAGAGGCCCUCUUUAAGGAACAGAGGCUGCAAGUUUAGUCUGUCAACUCCCAAGAGCGCUAUUGGGAGGGGCAGCAGUUCCACACUCUGCCCCAUGUGGGAGGAAGCUCAUCCUGUCUGUGCUGUACAGGAAGAGCCCCUGGACUUAUUGAGGGCCAGAUCCCUGGGCCAGAUAACUGGAGUGGCCCAGGAAUUGUCCCGGUGUAGAUCCCGGGGCCACACUGCUGAAGGAGCCUCAGACUUAUCCCAGGGCCAGGUAGCUGAAGUGGCCCUUGACUUAUCACGGCACACAUUCCGGGGCCAAACUGCUGAAGGGGCCUCAGAUGUAUCCCGGGGCCAGGCAGCUGAUGUGGCCCUUGACUUAUCACGGCACAGAUCCCAGGGCCAGGCAGCUGAAGUGGCCCUCGACUUAUCACGGCACAGAUCCCGGGGCCAGGCAGCUGAAGUGGCCCUCGACUUAUCACGGCACAGAUCCCGGGGCCAGGCAGCUGAAGUGGCCCUCGACUUAUCACGGCACAGAUCCCAGGGCCAGACUGCUGCAGGGGCCUCAGACUUAUCCCGGGGCCAGGCAGCAGAAGGGGCCCUCGACCUGUCACAGCACAGAUCCCAGUGCCAGGCAGCUGAAGGGGCCCUGGACCUGUCCCGAGGCCAGAGAGCUGAAGGGGCCCUGGACUUGAUAGUUGAAGUGACCCUGGAGUUGAUCCCAGAGCCAGAUAGCUUACGGAGGUAGAGAGGGUCAUCUCUCCCCCCCCCAAUGCUUUAAGGGAAAAAAGGCAAGCUCAGUAUCCCUAUGCCUGAGAACCUCCACCUUUGGCCGACCAAAGGUCCCUGCUCCCCCAAACUGACUUCCCCUUAGGCCUGAAAUGGCCUGUUGGAAUUCUUCCAAGCAACCACCUCUCAUUUCCUUGAAGGUCCCACCUUUUAACUUAACCUUUUCUGGGAUUAAGCACUGAUUCCUAACCCUUGCUUGUAACUAAGCCAAAGUACAUGCAGCUGAAAUGAGCACGUGUCCUUCCCCCGCCUUCCUUUUCCACUCCCUCUGUUGUUUCUCUCUGGUGUUUUAGAUUGUACGCCCCUGGAGCCAGUGGUCUGCCAUUCCUGUUCUUUGUAAAGCAUCAUGUAUCACUUAAGAGAUUUUUAAGUAAAUAAAAUGCAUAGAUGGUGACCUA
Rhineura floridana is the source of this 2151-nucleotide messenger RNA. RefSeq lists its product as uncharacterized. The transcript has 4 exons. The record is from RefSeq and is a predicted model, not a curated record. NCBI's taxonomy places the organism in Eukaryota, Metazoa, Chordata, Lepidosauria, Squamata, Rhineuridae. Bases 258 to 1712 code for a protein of 484 amino acids.